Messenger RNA from Bufo gargarizans (Asiatic toad), 1496 nucleotides. RefSeq names its product Sp9 transcription factor (gene SP9). The transcript is spliced from 2 exons. Bases 1 to 1299 code for a protein of 432 amino acids. Gene Ontology annotation, molecular function: DNA-binding transcription factor activity, RNA polymerase II-specific; RNA polymerase II cis-regulatory region sequence-specific DNA binding. NCBI's taxonomy places the organism in Eukaryota, Metazoa, Chordata, Amphibia, Anura, Bufonidae. Gene Ontology annotation, biological process: regulation of transcription by RNA polymerase II. The record is from RefSeq and is a predicted model, not a curated record.
AUGGCUACGUCUAUACUUGGGGAAGAACCCAGAUUUGGCACUACUCCCUUGGCCAUGCUGGCUGCUACUUGCAACAAGAUCGGGAACACCAGUCCCCUUAGCAGCCUCCCCGAGUCCAGUGCUUUUGCUAAAGGAGGUUUUCACCCCUGGAAACGUUCCUCCUCCAGCUGCAGCCUGGGAUCCAGCCUUGGGGGCUUCGCAGUGGCCACAAGCCGGGCAUCCGGUGCCCUGACAGGAGGAAGUACCACCGCCAACAGCGCCUUCUGUUUGGCCUCUACAUCCCCGACCUCUUCAGCUUUCAGCAGCGACUACAGCGGCCUCUUCUCCAACUCCUCCGGGGUUUCCCCCCAGGACGCUGCAGGACAAUCUGCCUUCAUCUCCAAGGUACAUGGGGCAGCAGACGGGUUGUACCCAAGGGUAGGCAUGGCACAUCCCUAUGAGUCCUGGUAUAAGUCUGGCUUCCACUCAGAGGUGGCAAAUGGGGCAUCAGCCUGGUGGGAUGUACACGCUGCCAGCCCCAGCACCUGGUUAGAGGUGCAGAACCCUCCGGCUGCAGCAGCUGCUCUUCAGGGGGCCCUACACACAGGUGGACAUCAUACCCAGCUCAGUGGGUACAGCCCGGACUUCAGUACUUUGACACACUCGGCUUUCAGCUCCACAGGGCUGGGCUCCAGCGCCGCCUCCCACCUUCUCUCCACGGGGCAGCACCUGCUUACCCAGGAGGGCUUCAAACCAGUCCUUCCCUCUUAUCCAGACUCUGGCACAUCAAUGCUCACUGGGGCCUCUGGAGUAGCAAAUGGCGCGACAGGGCGCUCUGCACGCAGAUACUCUGGGAGAGCCACCUGUGAUUGCCCCAACUGCCAGGAAGCAGAGCGCCUGGGGCCUGCAGGUGCCAGCCUUAGAAGAAAGGGGCUGCACAGCUGCCAUAUUCCUGGCUGUGGCAAAGUCUAUGGCAAAACAUCACACCUUAAGGCUCACCUGCGCUGGCACACUGGUGAACGACCCUUUGUCUGCAACUGGCUCUUCUGCGGCAAGAGGUUCACUCGCAGUGAUGAGUUGCAGAGACACCUCCGAACCCACACUGGGGAGAAGAGAUUCGCCUGCCCUGUAUGCAACAAGCGCUUCAUGCGCAGCGACCACCUAAGCAAACACAUCAAGACGCACAACGCAGUAGGAGGGGGAAAGAAAGGCAGCGACAGCGACACAGAUGCCAGCAAUCUGGAGACACCUCGGUCAGAGUCCCCAGAGCUUAUACUGGAAGGUGUAAGGCCUGGGAAAGAAUCAGCCAAUGACUCUUAGGGAGCAGCAGAGACUUUUGGGGUGCAGAAGAGACUCCUCCUUAAAAGCUGCAAACACUUCUAGGGUGCAGGACUCCUUGGAAGCUUUUGGGUUGUAGGGGCCACAUGAACAGCAGGUGCUUUUGGGGUGAAGUAUUGAAUACUUGGCAGCAACAGCCACCUCUGGGUUGCAGCACAUACACCUUGGAAGAAAGAGAC